Molecule: messenger RNA, 2494 nt
Organism: Episyrphus balteatus (marmalade hoverfly)
Lineage: Eukaryota; Metazoa; Arthropoda; Insecta; Diptera; Syrphidae
Gene: Elp2
Product: elongator complex protein 2
Exons: 5
Coding region: 87-2468 (793 amino acids)
Biological process (GO): tRNA wobble uridine modification
Cellular component (GO): elongator holoenzyme complex
Molecular function (GO): protein binding
Source: RefSeq, a predicted model, not a curated record
GCACUUUUUCGUUUACAAAAAAAUAUUUUAUAAAAACCGACAACAAUUUCCUCAAAUCAACAUAAUUUUCCAAUUAAAAAAAAAAGAUGAAAAUAGAAAAUAUUUACACAUCCAUCGCAUGCAAUCGAACACCCGAAAGUGCUGACUGGGGUAAUAAUGGCCAAAUCGUAUUUGCCGCUUGUAAUUCCAUUGCAAUAUUCAAUCCAAAAUUAAAUAAUACAGCAAAAAUUACCAACACAUUUAUCCAACAUACAAAACGUGUUACCACUGUCAAAUGGAUAGCAAAAUCUCCAAAUGCCACCGAGACAGAAUUCAUCUCUGGCUCCGAUGAUGGAUUGGCUAUUUUGUGGGAUAUUUCAAAUCCCAGCCAAGUGACAACCAAAGUUUUAAAAGGUCACGAAAGUGGAAUAAACUUUCUCGAUGGAGUUUAUGUCAAUGGUAAACUGACAAUUGCCACAGCUUCAACAGACUCUUCCAUUAAACUUUGGUCGUUGAAUGAAGAGUCAAAAGAAUUUGAAUGCAAUCAGACAAUACUUUUAAAAAGUGGGUUUUGCUUUGCCAUACGAAUUACUCCACUGCCCGGCUCUCAACAACUGUUGUUAGCCUUUUCUUCCGAUGACGAUAGUAUCUCGUUAUGGAGCAAUCCAAAUGGGAGCUCGAUGGAGAAAAUCCAUCAACUGAUUGGCCAUGAAGAUUGGGUUCGUGGGUUAGAUUUUGUUACCACGGAAGAUGGGGAUCUUCUUCUAGCCAGUUCUUCACAGGACAACUUUAUCCGGCUUUGGAGAAUAUCCCCACGAACUCAGGAACAAGUUAGUCAAAAUGAGAUCGACAUUUUGAAUAUUUCCGAUGGAGAAAUUCGAGUCGAAGAGAAGAUAAUCCAAGUAGCCAAAAGUGGCAAUUCCCAAUACUUUGCUGUUAGUUUGGAAUCGGUUUUAUAUGGCCACGAAGGUUGGGUUUAUGGUGUCCAUUGGCAUAGCAGUGAUCUUGGCCUACGACUCCUUUCUGCUUCAAUUGACAAAUCCAUCAUAAUUUGGCAACCAACUGACGACGGUGUUUGGAUGGAAAAAGUUCGUGUCGGUGGAGUUGGAGGGAAUUCGUUGGGAUUCUUUGGUGGCAAGUUUGCCAGUGAUGGCAAGUCUAUUCUUGGAUUUAGUUUUCAAGGAGGUUUUCAUAUAUGGAAACAAUCGAAUGAGAAUGAAUCGAUUUGGACUCCAACAACAAUUAUUGGUGGACAUUUUGGAGAAGUUCGUGAUCUUGGUUGGGAACCAAAAGGUGCCUUUCUGCUGACUGUUUCAGCUGAUCAAACUACAAGACUACAUGCUCCAUGGGUUAGAUCGGAUGAUGAAGAACAUACGUGGCAUGAGCUGGCUCGUCCACAAGUUCAUGGUUAUGAUAUGCAAGCGAUUGCUGUUCUUUCGCGAUACAAGUUUGCCAGUGGGGCUGAGGAGAAGAUUGUAAGAACUUUUCAAGCGACGGGGAAUUUUGUAGAGAAUUUCCAGAGGAUAACGAAUACAACAGAUGACAAGGAGGGAAAUGCUAUUUUGGAAAGUCUUCCUAAAGGUGCUUCUGUGCCUUCGUUGGGUCUCUCCAAUAAAGCAGUUUUCUCUGUCGAUGAAUCACCUCAACAAAAACACGUCAAAGAUGAAUAUCCAGAAAACUAUUUUGUCCCGGUGACGCUGAUUACUCCACCACAAGAAGAAACUCUAAUGCAGAAUACCCUUUGGCCAGAAGUUCAGAAGCUCUAUGGUCAUGGAUUUGAAAUUUAUGCAUUGGCAUCAUCUCCAGACGGUCAAGUGUUGGCUUCAUCAUGCCGAGCAACAAAUGCUGAACACGCACAAAUUAUUUUAUGGAACACAUCAACAUGGAAGCAAGUUCAAAAACUUUCCUCCCAUCAAUUGACCGUUACUCAACUAAAAUUUUCUCCCAACAACAAAUACCUUCUCUCAGUGUCGCGUGAUAGACGUUUGAGUGUUUUUGAAAAUAAAUCAACAUUUGAAUCGAUUUCCUUUGAAAUGGUUGCGACUACGGAUAAGACAAAUGGAAUACACACACGAAUAAUAUGGUCGUGUGAUUGGUCUCAUGAUUCGCAAUAUUUUGUAACUUCUUCUCGUGAUGGGAAAAUUGUUGUUUGGACAAAGGCCAGUUCUGUAUCCGAUACAAGUUUAAGAGAUUGGCAUUCAGUGAAUACUUUGGAGCUGAAAAAUGAGUCAGUUACUGCUGUUGCAUUUGCUGAUAAAUUCCAUAACGAUAAAGCUGGACAUUAUAUACUGGCGAUGGGAUUUGAAAGUGGAGUGAUACAAGUUUGUGGCUUUAAUGGAAGCAGGUUGGAAAAAAUCGGUAGAAUAGAGCAAAGAGAUGCACAUCAUUUGACUGUGAGAAAGCUACAAUUUAAACCUCAAGCUAAUGGAAUCGAAUUGGCUAGUUGUGGUGAUGAUCAUUUAGUUAGAAUUUAUAAAAUUUGUGAUUAAAUUAAUGAUUUUUUAAAAAUUUUAAA